This is a messenger RNA of Tupaia belangeri chinensis (Chinese tree shrew), 1476 nucleotides long. RefSeq names its product transmembrane protein 80 (gene TMEM80). The transcript is spliced from 3 exons. NCBI's taxonomy places the organism in Eukaryota, Metazoa, Chordata, Mammalia, Scandentia, Tupaiidae. Gene Ontology annotation, cellular component: ciliary transition zone. Gene Ontology annotation, biological process: non-motile cilium assembly. The record is from RefSeq and is a predicted model, not a curated record. Bases 661 to 1125 code for a protein of 154 amino acids.
UCUGCAGCCCGGCUGGAGAGCCUGCCAGUGACCCCAUCCCUCUGUGUUCCUUUAACACAAAGUUCUGAUAGGCGGUUCUGCCUUGCAGCGGGAGGGUGCUCCCUGGCAGGCUUAGGGAGAUGACAGAACUUCCCCUGCUCAGGCCUACUGCUGUCACAGACCCCCAUGAGGGCUCUGCCAUCCUGGCUAAGCUCAGUGGGCCGCCAGGACCAGGCAGGAAUGACCCCCAUCUGCCAUCCAACCCCCAGUGGCAGGAAGAUGAAAACCUCUCACUUUGAACAGUCUGGGGCUUCUUUUAGCAUAAACGAAUUUGCAGUGUGCAGAGGUCAGGCGAUGGCUACAGCAGGUGUUUACCCAAAACAAAAGGAAACCACCUUCCCUGAAGAAAAUGAGGAAGUCAUUCUUUUCUUUAACUCCUACUGGAUCCAGGGCCUCCCCCACACACACACCAGCACAGACCACCCUCCUAGUCUGCCUGCCCUCACCCAGGGGCCUGCACUGCGGAGCUCAGAUCCCCUGUCAGGGUGGGGUCCCUUACGCCCACGAGGGCCCUGCCCACCCCCGUGACCACAGAGGAGCAGGCACAGCAAUGAACGCCCAGCCUGGGUCUCCGUGGCCCCCACACGGGUGGGGUGCCCAUCUGCCCUGGACUGGACCUGCAUGUCCGUGGCCCCCGGACAGGUGGCAGAAGCGGCCCGUCCUGUCUGGCGAGCGUCCUUAACCACUCACCAGCUCUCCUCCGUGCCGCUUCAGGCGCUCCUCUACCUCAGUGGUGCGUGCUGCGCCCUUUAUUUCCCGGCCACGCUGCUGCUCAUGGUGUAUAAAAGUCAGGCUUUCGGCUACCCUCGUAACUACCUGGUCCUGGAUCUGACGCUGCUGUUCCUGAUGGGAGUUCUGGAAGCCGUCCGAUUGUACUUGGGCACCAAGGGUAACCUCAUGGAGGCCGAGGGCCCGCUGGCCGCCAGCCUGGCCCUCACCGCUGGCUGCGCCCUCCUCUCAGCCUACUUCCUGCUCUGGCAGACCCUGGUGCUGUGGGCAGACUCGGCUCUCAGUUCUGCGCUCCUGGCGCUGCAUGGCCUGGAGGCCAUCCUGCAGCUGGCCGCCAUCGCUGCGUUUGUCGGGUAGAGGGCCCCUUCAGCCCCUGAGCUCUCAGCCCGCACCUCCCGGUACUGAACAGGAGGGCGAGAGCUUUCCUCCUGAUCUCCAUGGAUGGCUUGGGUGGGGCAGGAGCCACGGUGGGACAGCUGCUCAGGGCCAGGUGCCGGGCAGCUGCAGGGAGGGCGCAGGGGCCGCCCUGGCCAGCUCUUCAAGAUGAAUCCAGGGAUGUCCGCUCAGGCCUUGUGCGAGGUGACUGGCUUCAGCAGCAUGGCCACCAGUGCCAUCCCUGGGACUAGAGAGAACAAAGCCCUUCUGAAAGGAGACUGCCGGGACUCGCCGGCCGGCGGGUGCCCACAGCUCCUCCCCCCACUCCCGCCG